Molecule: messenger RNA, 1143 nt
Organism: Metarhizium acridum CQMa 102
Lineage: Eukaryota; Fungi; Ascomycota; Sordariomycetes; Hypocreales; Clavicipitaceae
Source: RefSeq, a predicted model, not a curated record
AUGGUUUACCCAACCGAUCACAGGAUAGCCGCGAAAUCGAAAUACAAUGGAAUCAAAAGAUCUUCGAAAACAAGGCCAAGGCUAGUUCAGUCUCAACCUGUCGACGCCGAAGAGUUGACGAGAAGGCUGUUUGUUGUGCUUGCAGAGCAAAAGGCACACUCGGAAAGAAAGCGGCGAGCCCGGGCUGAGGCUGGACAACUGGCUGCAUCUUUGCCUUCUUGCAAGCAGCAUGAGAGCAAAGAUAUUACGCCACCAGCAGGUAAACAUGGCGACAAAUUGGACUCCUCACCGAGACCAAAGUCUGAGACAAAGUCAGCACAACAAGUUGAAUCGCCACCAAAAGACAAGUUAUACCGGCCAAGUUCCAAAAAGUCGAACAGCUCAAGCAAAAAAGGUGGUGAGGAGGAACAAAAGCAUUCGCCUAGUUACCGUCAUGUCCCUCAGGUUGCAGCCUCUCAAUUUACCUUAACUACAACGAUUGAACCCCCCACCGAGAAGGGUCCAGUACACAAGUUGUCCAAAGUCGCCGUGAAAUUUCAUCUCGACGGCCCGAAUGGUAGUCGAGAAAUGAGAACAAAAACCCCUACAGCCCCGCCCUGCGAACAAGCUAAGGCGCUGAGGAGAACACAGAGCAUGCGGGAGCGGCAGUAUGAGCGAAAUCAAGCCUAUCAGCCCUUACCGCCGACUUUCGAAGCCGAUGAGUUUUCCCAUAAUUUGUUCAAUCGCAAUUCAUUUCAUACUAAUUCGAGGUCGAGAGAAGACCGGGAUCAAGUGAAGGAUUCCAGAAGGAGGAGCACCGGCAGCAUCUUAGGGCGGAAUGACGCUCCCCCCAUAGACAUUUUCGAGUUGGCUGGUGCGUUGUUCUCACCGACAAAGCCUGUCGCUACUGGGGCUCCAGGUGAACACAGAGUCGACUGGACCCAAAGCGAUGAGGUAAAGGCCAUGAAAGCCAUUAACACUCCGCAACAGUCGCAACCUAAGUUGCGGAAACUAGAAUCCAGGUGGAUUCUACGGGGUCGUUUGGGAAGCUUCGGACGACAUUCCAAAGAUGAUAAACCGCUAUUCCCUACAGAUGAAAAGUCACCUCACAAUCUGUCAUCGAAGUCUCCUAUUAGCGUUUUCUUUUCACGAUUUAAACGCUAG